Messenger RNA from Pocillopora meandrina, 640 nucleotides. The record is from the annotation of a GenBank genome assembly. Lineage: Eukaryota; Metazoa; Cnidaria; Anthozoa; Scleractinia; Pocilloporidae.
AUGCAGGAGGCUCUUCAAACCAAGCCUUUGGCUAGGCCCCGAAGAGGCAAGGGCCGCUUCGUGGCCCUAAGUAGCUCAUAUUUCUGGUUGAAAAAGAUUUGUGAUUGCCAGGAGGAACUUGAGAAGGAGAUUUCUCAAUAUCAGGAGGUCGCAAAAAAAAUACAGGAGAGUUAAGGCUGCCUUUCACACAACAUCUUGAUUCAUUUCAGUCACGACAGAUCUUUUGUCGACGGGUAGUUUUGCAAGUGUCCUGACUGGAGUUGGAAUUGUUGUGAGUGUGUAUCUUACAGGUAUUGCUGGUCUUCUUGGCUUCAUGUCUGCCACAGGGACAGCCGCGAGCAAAAAGCUCAUCAAAAAGGCUGAAAAACACGAGAAAACUGUCUCUCUAGCUGAAGCAAAACAUCGUUCAAUUUCCAGACUCGUCUCAACAGCCUGUCAAGGCGGUUCGAUAUCAGAUGGUGAAUUCGCUUCGAUAAUGAGUGAGGUCAAGCAAUAUUAUGAUUUGAAGGCCAAAGUCAUAAAAUAUGAUUUACUAAAUACUGUAGAGAAAGUUCAGGAUGCAACUCUCAGAGGCGAGAUAAAAAAGGAGUUUCAUAGAAAAUUAGACUCUCUGCUGACAAUAGACAGAGUUGAGAAUUGA